AUGGCUCUUUCAAGAAACUCUAUUCGUUUUCUUUCUGAUAAAGCAGCAAGAUUUGUUCCAAAAACCGGGACAUACCCAAAAGGGUUCCUAGUGGGUGGAAUCCAUUGUGGAGUAAAGAAAGAUGGGAAAUCUUUGGAUUUGGCCAUGUUGAGUAACGAACAUAGUAACGAAGCUGUUGCUGCCGGUGUUUUCACCAAGAACAAAUUCAAGGCUGCACCUGUCCAAGUCUCUUCCAGGAUUUUGAAAGAGAAGAAAGGAGAAGGUAUAAACUCAUUGAUCAUUAAUAGUGGGAACGCCAAUGCCGUUACUGGCUCUCAAGGUAUUAAGGAUGCUAAUGAUAUGGUUACCGUAACGGACUCUGUGCUCAAGAACCCCCACAACUCUUCUCUUGUUAUGUCUACUGGGGUUAUUGGUAAUAACUUACCAAUUGAUAACAUUCUUGGAGGUAUUCCAAAAUUAGCAUUGGACAAUUUGGGUAACACCCACGAUCAUUGGAUCAAAUGUGCUGAAGCCAUUUGUACGACUGAUACUUUCCCUAAGUUAGUGAGCAAACAGUUUGAAAUAAAUGGUGUCACUUAUCGUUUGGCUGGUUUAGCAAAAGGUGCUGGUAUGAUUUGUCCUAAUAUGGCUACCCUUUUAGGAUUUUUCGUCACCGAUGCUCCUGUCACAUCUUCAGCAUUGAAUCAGAUUGUCAAGUAUGCCGUUGAUCGCUCAUUUAAUAGUAUUUCUGUUGAUGGUGAUAUGUCUACUAAUGAUACUAUAGUAGCAAUUGCAAAUGGGGCUGCCGGUGGUGAAGUCAUUGAUAAUUCAUCAUCAAGUGCUGAAUCAUUUGUCAUUUUACAAAAUGAAAUCACUUCUUUCGCUCAACAAUUGGCCCAGUUAGUUGUCCGCGAUGGAGAAGGAGCAACUAAAUUCAUUACUAUCAAAGUUAAGGAUGCCUUAUCUUAUAAUGACGGUAAGAAAAUUGCAUCGUCUAUCGCUAAUUCAUCGUUGUUUAAGACUGCCAUGUAUGGUAAAGACGCUAAUUGGGGACGUAUCUUAUGUGCAAUUGGUUAUUCAAACGUUGCUUCUGAUCACUCCAUCAACCCCAAUAAAACUAGUGUUUCCUUCAUUCCUAGCGAUGGUUCUGAAAAGUUAAACUUAUUGGUUGAGGGAGAACCAGAAACCGUUGAUGAACAAAGAGCAUCUGAAAUUUUACAGCAUGAAGAUUUAGAAAUCGAAGUAAAUUUAGGUACUGGUGGCGGCCAAGAAGCCACUUUCUGGACUUGUGAUUUAACACAUGAAUACGUCACUAUCAACGGUGAUUAUAGAUCUUAA
This is a messenger RNA of Hyphopichia burtonii NRRL Y-1933, 1317 nucleotides long. It is a transcript of the gene ECM42, whose product is annotated as glutamate N-acetyltransferase. The record is from RefSeq and is a predicted model, not a curated record. The transcript has a single exon. Gene Ontology annotation, cellular component: mitochondrial matrix. Bases 1 to 1317 code for a protein of 438 amino acids. Gene Ontology annotation, molecular function: L-glutamate N-acetyltransferase activity, acting on acetyl-CoA as donor; L-glutamate N-acetyltransferase activity, acting on acetyl-L-ornithine as donor. NCBI's taxonomy places the organism in Eukaryota, Fungi, Ascomycota, Pichiomycetes, Serinales, Debaryomycetaceae. Gene Ontology annotation, biological process: L-arginine biosynthetic process; L-ornithine biosynthetic process.